AUGACUCUUGAUCUGGAUAAGCAGUCGGACGAUGCCUUUAGAGGUCUCAUGAAAAAUUUGAACCUCGACGAAACACAAUUCAAGAGCUAUGUGACAGAUUUUGCACAGUUGACAUUUGAUCAGUUGGUGGCAACCAAGUCAGAAAUCGAAGCGCAGUUAGGUGUUUUAUUUGACAUAUUGAAGAGCAAUUACAAGGCUGAUAUGGAUACCCAGUUGGUUGUGGAUGGGUUCCCUAGAGCGGAUAUUGAUGUUGUAGGUAUCAGAUUGGUAAGAGUGAAGAUUAUCAGAUUGAGAAACGAUUUGAAGAGCUUGAUAGGGCUAUUAGAAGAGAAGCUUGUAGAACAGUUCAGCAAGACAAAGCAAGAACCGCAGCUGGCUCUGGUCGAUCCAAGUGGUGCGGAAAAUACAGCUACAAGUCCGGAAGACAGGACGACAGGAACGCCGUUUGCAACUGUCAAUUUGGUGGUGAAAGAUGGCCCAGCUUUUCAAUCUGGGUUGAGAGAGGGAGACCGGUUAAUUUGGUUUAGGAAUGUUGGUGCGAGUACUGAGAACAAACUUUCACAUAUUUCGGUGAUAACCAAAAGCAGCUUGGACAGGGCCAUAGAGGUGGUGGUAAGCAGAGAGGUAGAUGGAACAUCUAAGGUGAUAGUGUUGCACUUGGUUCCUACAGAAAAAUGGGAGGGUAAGGGUGUCUUGGGAUGUCAAAUAAAGGUUGAUUAA
Molecule: messenger RNA, 720 nt
Organism: Dujonia railenensis
Lineage: Eukaryota; Fungi; Ascomycota; Pichiomycetes; Serinales; Debaryomycetaceae
Source: the annotation of a GenBank genome assembly